Notothenia coriiceps (black rockcod) is the source of this 565-nucleotide messenger RNA. It is a transcript of the gene selenoe, whose product is annotated as selenoprotein e. The record is from RefSeq and is a predicted model, not a curated record. NCBI's taxonomy places the organism in Eukaryota, Metazoa, Chordata, Actinopteri, Perciformes, Nototheniidae. The transcript has 4 exons.
AUGUGGGCCUUCUUAGUGAUCACGCUUGUCCUGGCUGUCAGGGCAUCAGACACUAAGAACAACACAGAGGUUGAAGAACAGCUUGAUAUAGCUAGAGGUAAACUGCUGGCUCCCAGUGUGGUCGGAUGAGGCAUAAAGAAAAUGCCAGAGCUCCAUCAUUUUCUUCUGGAGCGCUGGGCUUUAUACCACAACUUGGAAUACGAUUCAUCGGAGGAGAAGAAUCCCCAUCUGAUAUUCUAUAACCAAAAAGACGAGGUUGUAAAGACUGUUCCUGUGAAGGAAAUGAAGGCAGAGGAGAUCAGCAGCCUGUUGGACUCACUAGGUUUCUACAAGAGGACCCAGAAAGGGGAAGAGGUGCCAGAGGAGUUCCAGCAGUUCCCCCUGCGGCCCCCCAAGGACGAGCUGUGAUGACACCAUGUGGCCAAACGCUGCCACUGCAUCCGGGUCACAUUAAUGACGAGUGGGGCCCCAAGGCUAAAACGAUAAGCCAGGCACCAUUCCGAGGACCUGCUGGCCCGGUGCGGUGUGCAGCAGCGUGUUAGUCAUCGCUGUGUUACUCAGUUUA